Messenger RNA from Misgurnus anguillicaudatus (oriental weatherfish), 2772 nucleotides. RefSeq names its product microtubule-associated protein 6b (gene map6b). Gene Ontology annotation, biological process: regulation of microtubule cytoskeleton organization; microtubule cytoskeleton organization; cytoskeleton-dependent intracellular transport. Gene Ontology annotation, molecular function: calmodulin binding; microtubule binding. NCBI's taxonomy places the organism in Eukaryota, Metazoa, Chordata, Actinopteri, Cypriniformes, Cobitidae. Gene Ontology annotation, cellular component: cis-Golgi network; microtubule; Golgi-associated vesicle. The record is from RefSeq and is a predicted model, not a curated record.
ACCCGAUGGUGCUCAGACGCUGCGGCUGCAGGUGAUGGUUCGCUUCGCAACGCUGGGGAGUGUCAUCUUCAUACAGCUGUCAAUGAACUCAUCUGAACUGUGCUUUUUCUUUACAAAUAUUAGUUAACCUACAUUUUAACAGAUAAACCGAUAGAAAUAAUGGCUUUUCCGCUUCUAUGAGAGAUGCGCAAGCGCGUGCCUUGAUUUGUAAACCUUGGGAAGGAAUUUUCGGAUCUUUGCAUUAGGACGUAGGCUACAUCUACAACAGCGUCGUUGUUUUGAUUUAAAAGGACAUUUGAUUCAUUGCGUCGAUCUGAUUUAUUCAUUCUGAAUCUUUUUUUCAGAUUAAAGCAUUCGCCUCGUUGUUAUCGAUCAUGGCAUGGCCCUGUAUUACCAGGGCUUGCUGCAUCAACCGCUUCUGGAGUGAUCUGGACAAAGGUGACAUUGCAGUGCCUUUGGUUUUCACUAAAUAUUCAGACGUGGCCGAGGUGCAACAUCUGCACCCGCAACCCAAAUCCUUAAUUUCUCAGAAUCCACCGGUGACCACAGAAACCCAGCCGGCCAAAGCGCUGCACGCGGCUGCCGAUGCCGCAGGACCAUCAUCGUCAUCUCAAGAUGGCUCGAGCGCUUCUGUGAUGCGCGAGGAUUUCAAAGCGUGGAGCGUGCGUCCCGAGAGAAGCUGUAAACCCAGAAACGAGUAUCAACCCUCUAAGACCCCUUUCAACAAUUUGACUCAGUAUCAAAAAGAUUAUAAACCGUGGCCCAUACCGAAGAAGGGAGAUCACCCGUGGAUUCCCAAAGCUAGCCCUGCUGCGUCCAGUACUAAGCCCGAGAGCAAGUUCUCCAAACACGAGCCUGUCACUUCUGAUGUGGAAACCGGCGUGGAGAAAUGCGAGAUCGAGGAGAAACUACACGAGAAAGAGAGUAAAGAAAAAAGAAAGACGUUAGAUAAGACAGAAAAAAUCUCAGAGGGCAUGAAAAAGGAGCAGGUGCUAACAGAUGUUGAAGUGGACGGGAAAAAAAGGUCAACAGCAGAUGCACUAAACAGGCAAAUUAAACAAGAAGUCAGAUCUGGAAGCUCAUAUAGGACGGAGUUUAAAGCUUACGCAGAUGUCAAACCAGUGAAACCGAUAAAAGCAAAAUCUCAGUAUAAACUGCUAGUAGACGAGAAGAGAAACAUGGAGACCAGUUACAGUGCCACCUAUAAAGGAGAGCAGGGCAAGCCUCAGAGCACAGAUAACAAGAUGAUGGAUCGCCGCCGGAUACGUAGUCUCUACAGUGAACCGAGCAAAGAAUCCAGCAAGGCGGAGAGACAUCACGUAUCACUUUCCAAGCCAAAAAAGACAACAAGCCAUAGCAAAACCCUGAAGAAAACAAAAGAGAAGCAAAUAGCAGGGAGUCAAGCUGCCAAGAAGAAAACUUCAGCUAGCAACCAGGAGCCAAAGCAAGAGGGUGGCGUCACCAAAAAAAGCAAAGAAAUGAUUAACAGACUAGCCGAAGGAAAAGAUUAAAUGCACUUUUGUGUAUGGGGAGGUAGGGAGGCUACAGUACAAAAUAGAGGACUAUCAUCCCCUCAAUAACUUACACUUAUGGCCCUGUCUACUGUGUCCUUACCUACUUACUGUAGCAGAUUAAAGAUGGUCUGCUUGAUUUGUCUUGACUGCGCUGCCACUGUCCAGUCUAUUAUGAAUCUAUUUUUGCUUUUGCUCUGCACCCUUUCCAUAUACAUCAAUAGCUUUCUCUGUGCCCAGCACCCUUUUAAUAUGCAUUAAUAGCUUUCUCUGUGGCAAAGAUCAUUCACUGAACCCCGCUGCAUGCUGCCUUUGAGAAAAUGGCCACCAGCUUUAUAAAAGACGAGGUUUUUGCUUUGUCUUAUAUUGAAACAUGUUUAUUGUAAACUACAGUGGGUUUUUUCAAGCAUUCGCAAUCGAAACGAUAUGGACUGUAUUAGAAGUAUACAGACCUUCUUAAUAAAUGCACCAAUAGUAUUGCUCACACAUUACGCAGUAAGAAGUUUCGCCUCUGUUAAAUACACAAUUUUGGAUGGAUCUGGAUCAAAUUUGUGUUCUACACUAAAACACAAAAAAGUCUUAACUUUGUAAAUUGCAUGAGUCUGUGACAGUAUGCUAGACCAGAAUUUAGUAAGUUAGGACCACAAGUCAUCAAGUUCACUUGCAUUGAUCGAUCAAAACGGUUCAUAACUGUUUUAAAAACAAUUUGAGGCAUGGUCUCUCUUAAAGUGUGAUUGUAACCUUGUAGUGUAGAGUGUUAUGCUAUCGAAACCUAUUUAAUCUCACUUUGCUCAGCUCUCAAUAAAACAACAAUCAAAUGUCAUGCAAUGCAAUGAAGGCUCAUGUAAACCUGCCAGUAUUGAUCAUUCGAUUGGGAAGAAUGUUGCUAACCGUACAACUGAAUUCCAUCUUUUGAAACUGUAAUGAUAGAUGAGCCCAGACAGACAAAAGCAUGCCCAUCACUAUCAUGCGUAUGUUCGUCACCAUUCUGGCCUGAUUAACUCUGUCAUUAAAGUGCCAGGAUGCUCCUGAGGGGUGAGAGACCACUCAGUGAGUAUUACAGCCUCUUGGUUUCUUGCUCCUUUUGGGUUGUCCUAAACACGUGCUUUAUGCACAACACUUUCGGUGCUAUCCUCAAGCUGUGCUUUCCAUUAGUGCCUGUAUAUUGAGCAACACAGGGCCACCAGAUGGUAAUUCUAUGUGUGAUGUGAUUGUGUUGUGAGCUUGCAUUGAAUGAAAAUGAUUAAAGUCAUUAAAGUAA